AUGAAACAGCAGCAGAACAAACUGCCUCCUCGUUCUGACACACCAACACAAGUCUCUGAGCGUCAGCUCCUAGCUUCACCCCGAGCCCUGUCUCUCAGGCUCGUAGCUUCACCCCGAGCCCUGUCUCUCAGGCUCCUAGCUUCACCCCUGAGCUCUGUCUCUCAGGCUCCUAGCUUCACCCCGAGCCCUGUCUCUCAGGCUCCUAGCUUCACCCCGAGCCCUGUCUCUCAGGCUCCUAGCUUCCACCUGAGCUCUGUCUCUCAGGCUCCUAGCUUCCCCCUGAGCUCUGUCUCUCAGGCUCCUAGCUUCCCCCUGAGCUCUGUCUCUCAGUCUCCUAGUUUCCCCCGAGCUCUGUCUUUCAGGAUCCUGCAGGCGCCUAGCUUCACCCUGAGCUCUGUAUCUCAGGCUCCUAGCUUCCCCCUGAGCUCUGACUUUCAGGCUGCUAGAUUCCCCCCAGCUCUGUCUCUCAGGCGCCUGGCUUCACCCCUGAGCUCUGUCUCUCAGGCUCCUAGCUUCCCCCUGAGCUCUGUCUCUCAGGCUCCUGCAGGCGGCGCUGACCUGCUGACGCUCAGAGGUCCUGAGUGUUGAUUCGUCAUCAGAAUGUAAAGUUUGUAUUAAUGCAUCAGUAUUUUCACAUCCAUAUCAAAGACACGUAGCCGUUUGUUAGACUGAAGAAUCUGUGCGUAACGUUUUUUUACCGUACCGUAGCAUCCUGAGGGUUGUUGAAAUGCAUUGUGGGAAGUGUAGUGGAGUGUGUGAGGGUCGGGUGGAUCGGUGUGGAGGGUUUUAGAGUCAGAGGAGAGAGACGGAGGAAUCCUGUUUUUAAAAACGCUUAUUUUGUACUGUAAAAAAACAACAACAUGUUUGAACUUUCUCAUGUACGACUUUUGUAAAGUGUGUUGUUGUGUGUGUGUGUGUGUGUACUCUGUGUGUGUGUGUGUGUGUGUGUGUCCUGCAGCAUGUCGCAGGUCUGAGCUCCAAACCAGCAAAACACACAGAGGGACACUUUGUAGGACUUUUGUAAAAAAUAAAGAUGAAAAUGAGCUCUGAA
Molecule: messenger RNA, 1051 nt
Organism: Notolabrus celidotus (New Zealand spotty)
Lineage: Eukaryota; Metazoa; Chordata; Actinopteri; Labriformes; Labridae
Product: putative GPI-anchored protein pfl2
Exons: 3
Coding region: 1-588 (195 amino acids)
Source: RefSeq, a predicted model, not a curated record